Messenger RNA from Oryza sativa Japonica Group (Japanese rice), 1349 nucleotides. RefSeq names its product protein MIZU-KUSSEI 1. Gene Ontology annotation, biological process: hydrotropism. NCBI's taxonomy places the organism in Eukaryota, Viridiplantae, Streptophyta, Magnoliopsida, Poales, Poaceae. The record is from RefSeq and is a predicted model, not a curated record.
GUCAGAGUCGAUGCUCCACAGUCAUGGUCACACUCAAACUCAGACAAUCCAACUGACGAUCGAAAUCGACCCAAACAGGCAAACGAUGGGCAUGUACGAGAGUUACGACGAUGAAGCUACACUGCUACACACAAAACGCAACACACCACCACCACAACAACGGCCACCCAACUUCUCAUUUUCCAGCUCGAUCGCUCGCUAGCUCCCGUCGUGUAUGGAUGGAUGGCUGACUAUAUAUCCACGCGAGAGGCAGGCAACCCCGCUUUGCGUAGGAGAAAAGAAUCACUACUUCACUAGCCAGCUAGCUGCACCUACUCCGUCCAAUGCCGUCCUUCGUCGACGGCCCCACUCUCCGGUCGCUGCUCCGGCCGUCCACCAAUGGCCGCCGGACGAAGGCCUCGGACGGCGGAGGAGGUGGUGGUGGUGGAGGGAUCUUUAAGAUGUUCAAGCUCAUGCCCAUGCUGACGUCCGGGUGCAAGAUGGUGGCGCUGCUCGGCCGGCACAACAGGGCGCUCCUGGCCGACCACGCGACGACGGUGACGCUGUUCGGGCACCGGCGCGGCCGCGUGAGCCUCGCCAUCCACGAGGACACGCGCGCGCCGCCGGUGUUCCUCAUCGAGCUCCCCAUGCUGACCAGCGCGCUGCACAAGGAGAUCUCCUCCGGGGUGGUGAAGCUGGCGCUGGAGAGCGACACCCGCAGCGCGCGCCGCCGGCUCGUGGAGGAGUACGUCUGGGCCGUCUACUGCAACGGCCGCAAGGCCGGCUACUCCAUCCGCCGGAAGGAGGCCUCCGACGACGAGCGCCACGUGCUGCGCCUCCUGCGCGGCGUCUCCAUGGGCGCCGGCGUGCUGCCGGCCGCGCCCGAGAAGGAGGGCGGCGUCCCCGCGGGCCCCGACGGCGAGCUCACCUACGUCCGCGCCCGCGUCGAGCGCGUCGUCGGGUCCAAGGACUCCGAGGCGUUCUACAUGAUCAACCCCAACGAGGGCGGCGUCGGCGGCGACAGCGCCGGCGACGGCAGCGCGCCGGAGCUGAGCAUUUUCCUAGUGAGGAUGAAAUGAUAUCGAAGUUAGUAUAUAUACUUCACCUAAAUCGAAAUACAUAUAUACUACUUUGCCUUUCUCUUGUGAAUACACUCUUGUGUGUGUGCAGACAGGUUCAACGUAAUGGUGGAAAUAGAAAGUAUGCAUAAUUCAGUUAAUUAAUCUGUAUUAUCUUUUCAGUUAGACAGUUAAUUUUGUAUAUGCCUGGUGGUCGAAUUGGUAGUAUGCAGGUUAUUGCACUAGAGUAAUUAACUUUCUUAAUUUUCAUAUACCCAAAAAAUGUCUUCCCUUUUCAAAAUUAUACUUUAA